AUGGUGCUUCAACAAUGUUCGAGUGUCCUGGGCGAGAACUGUGAAAAGUAUGCCGACCUGCUCGAAAGGGUGGGCUUCACCUUGGGCGAUGACUUGGAGAAGGUCUCCGAUGCGCUCUUGGAGUCCUUGGACCGCCUCCAGGCGUUCUCCGACGCCGUGGCGCGGCUCCGCGCGGCGGCCGAGGCGGCGCCGGCGCCGGGCAUCUCCUGUCGAGCGAGCGGAGGCGGCCGACGGCGGAUGGGAGGAGACGGUGGAUUUGGCAAAGGCGGUUUUGGAGACAAAGGAAAGGGAAAAGGCAAGAAGGGCAAGGGAAAGGGCAAGGGCAAGGGAAAGCAGGAAGAGAAGCAAUGGGUGCCCAUGACAAAGCUGGGACGCUUGGUGAAUGAUGGCAAGAUCACUCAGUUGGAGGACAUCUACCUGCACUCUUUGCCCAUCAAGGAGCCCGAGAUCAUUGACCACUUCUACCCCCCUGGCUCGUUGAAGGACGAGGUGCUGAAGAUCCACCCCGUGCAGAAAAUGACUUCUGCGGGUCAGACCAACCGCUUUGUGUGCUAUGUCCUUGUGGGUGACACGAAUGGCCACAUUGGCUUGGGUUCCAAGUGUGCCAAGGAGGUUGCCACGGCCAUUCGAGGUGGUAUCAUUGCGGCAAAAAUGAACCUGAUCCCUGUCCGUCGUGGCUUCUGGGGUAACAGGAUUGGUCUGCCCCACACAGUUCCCAUGAAGGUCCAUGGCAAGUGCGGUUCAGUGCGAGCCCGCUUGAUCCCUGCCCCUCGAGGCUCUGGCAUUGUCGGCUCCCCAGUCAUGAAGAAGAUGAUGGCCUUCGCUGGCAUUUCUGAUUGCUUCACUUGCUCUUGCGGUCACACACGAACCACGGCCAACUUUGCAAAGGCGACCUUCGAGGCGCUCAAGGCUACUUAUGGCUACUUGACCCCCGACCUCUGGAAGCCCACGAAUCACGUGAAGUCUCCUUUCCAGGAGUGGUCUGACUACCUCUCACAAUCCAAGCAGGCUGCAACUUACUGA
Molecule: messenger RNA, 1023 nt
Organism: Durusdinium trenchii
Lineage: Eukaryota; Dinophyceae; Suessiales; Symbiodiniaceae
Source: the annotation of a GenBank genome assembly